GAUAGAUUCGUCGAUCAGUGAACUUUUACAUUCUCCACGAUCAACAUGCAGUGGUCCAGCUCAUUGUUGGUUAUCGUUUUAAUCGGCCUGACAACCGUAAACGGUGCCUGGAAACGGAACCAGGAGUACAACUACAAAGUGGUUACAAAGACUCUAAGGGACGAAAAGUGGGAUGAAUUCCAAACUCGUUUGACCAUUCGUCCAGAAUCAGAUGAAAUUUUGAUUGGUAAAUUAGGCCAGACACAGUAUGGCAACACUCAAACAUCGAUACUCUCGGGCUUGACCAACCGGAAUAACAAUGAUCGUCGAAUGGAGGAACAACUAUUCAAAGUUAAAGUGAAAAAUGGUGUUGUUGAAGCAUUGCUUGUCGAUCGCCAAUUGAGUGAAUAUCAAAUUAACCAACUGAAAUCCCUCGUAAAUGCGUUCGUGGAUAAAGUUUACGUCGACAGAAAUGUCCAAUGCCAAAUGGAUGGAGACCAUGCUUUUUACAAUAUGAAUGAGCAAACUAUGAUGGGACACUGUGAAACGAUUUAUGAAAUUUCGCCAUUGGCAGAAUAUUUGGCUCAAUCCAGUCGUGAUUUGGUUCCGAUGCCACAAUUACAAAGGCAAGGACAAUAUACCGAUGUGAUCAAGAGCAGAGACUAUAACAAGUGCAACCAGAACAGAAACGAUGGCUCGAGCCCAAACACAAAUAGAGAGUCAACGCUUAUUGAAGUGAACCGUGUCAUUCUCUCUGGACCGCUAAAUGAUUACACCGUUCAAUCAGCAUUCUCAACCUUGAAAUUGACUGACCGUUUGAAUAGUCCACCCAAAACUAUUUCCUACGUCAAUGUAACAUUGGAAUCAUUUAAUACCAACACGAGACUUCCCUCAAUUUCGAUCGACAAUCUAGUGGAUGUUCAAAACAACUAUUCACCAAGAGCUUCGCUUAACACUGAUAAUCGAAUUGGAUUCAUUGGUAAUCGUCCACGAAGCAACCUUCCAUGUACGUCAAAGCACGCAGCCUUCAGGCAACUCACCAUAACUCCUUCAUUCGUCUCAAUCGUCGGACACACUCCAAUCACAAUCCAAGGCCCUUCUCUCAGUGAUGCUGUCAGAGUUCAAGUUCGAUUCCAUGAUGCAAUUCUUAAGACAGUAACUGCAACCAUUUCAGGAGACAAGGCAACCUGUUUGGUACCGUAUUUGUAUACGAACGGUAGAAUGCAGGUGGACAUGAUAGUUACACGCACCAACACUGUUGUUGAUACGUUCUAUGGUUUCAUUUACACCGAAAAGCAUCGUAGCGCGAUGAAUUUUGAACUUCUCAGCUCAUCUAGAGUCAAAAUGACCUGGGAUAAAACUAAGUUCAAUGUGGGCGCCCCCUUAAGAUUAGAACUGCUGGAAUUAGUUGAAGGAGUCCUAACACCUAGAGGUAUCAUCAAAUCGAACAUAACAAACAAUGGAGCCUUCACAGGAGAUCUGGAUAUGCAGGGCACAUCGAUAGUUCAACAAUUGAGAAGUCUUUACGUAGUCAAAUUAGAAUCAGCGCUACUGCUUUCAAGUCCUACAGUUGGUGUGAGUGCCAGGAGUGUCGUAAUUUCAAAUUUUCUGAAUCAACUUAGUACAAAAACUCAGGCCGAGAUCGAUCAAAUGUGUUACGAUUGGUACGCUCAAGAUGAAGGUGCCCCCAGAGACGCAUUGCCCUGUCCACCAACUUUACAAAAAGCUCGAGUUGAUGAACGAUUCGAGCCUGUUGACGACUUAAAGCUGUAUAACCCCGAUGCAGAUUUCGGCUUCAUGCAACGAGUUCCAUCCAAGAGCGGCGCUGCACAGCGUUGUGUUUAUAAAAAUGGAAAAUUAUUGGUUGGUCCACCAAGUGGUGGUAAUGUGCGCAAAGUUAGUCCGAAUGGCGAGAAGGGAGAGGUACCACACAUCAUUGCUGAUAUAAUGCCAUGGUUUUUGUGCUGUAACAAUAACAAGGCCAAUUGCAAUCUCUAUUACGAGAAGAGACCAUCAAACAAUGGCAGCGACUAUGUUGAUCCUCAUUCUGGAAUGGUUAUUGGAGACCCGCACUUCACUACAUUCGACGGAUUUUACUAUACUUUCCUUGGUCUUGGCGAGUUUUGGAUUUUCAAGAGUCAGGAUGACGUUUUCUCAAUGCAAGGAAGGUUUACUCAAUAUCUGAACACAGGAGCAACCGUAUGUACGGUAUAUGUAAUGCAACAUCGAAGCAUUGAAGGGGAUACAACCAUUCAGUUAUCUCUAAUGAAGGACUAUAUCGAGAUUAUGAUUGAUGGACAGGUCGUCACAUUGGACUCUAGACCAAAUACUAAACGUUCCAUAGCGCAUAAGGGUGCCUUCAUUGCAAUCAAUUCACAGAAAGAUAUUAGGAUUACGUUCUCCUCGGGAUAUUCGUUCAAAUUUACCUAUGAUCCGUAUGUGAUUAACAUGAUUGCUAUGCUUGAUGUCAAUCUGAAGAAUACGUUCAGGGGUUUGUUUGGUAACUUUGAUGAUAAUCAGGAGAAUGAAUUCACUUAUCCCGAUGGAAGAGUCAUUCCUAAAAAUUCUAAAGCGAAAGAAAUUCAUGAUUUCGGCAUGAACUGGAAAGUGGAUUGUCAAGACAGUCUGUUUACAUAUCCAGACGGCAAAAGUUACGAGAACUAUCAGGACGACAACUACGUUCCACGCCUCGAACCCAUCGACGUCGAUAAGCUUCCGCCGAAAGCUAAGGAAAUUUGCGGGGACAAUUAUGAAUGUUUGUUUGAUUUCGCUGUAACUGGAAAUCAAGAGAUGGCAACCAGCACAAAGACAACCGUUGACACAUUUACCUCCAUCAUCCAAUCAUUGAGCGUCACUUGUCCAAGACUAUCUGCGCCGAGGAAUGGAUCCUUACAAGUUCGCAACUAUUUUGUAGGAAGUAUCGUCAAACUCGUUUGCAAUGACAAUUUUGCGGUUCAAGGAAAUGAUUCCAUGACGUGCGCCAGAAAUGCUCGAGGAGAACUGUCUUGGCAAGGAACAUUGGGACAAUGCGUCCAGAAAAAUAAAUGCGCAAAUGAAAACUCAUGGCUGCAGUGGCUGUGUGAACAUGGAUUACAAGCAUAGAAAAACGUAGCGACAUACGUUAAACGGUACUAAGUAAUUUAACGAUUGAAAAAAAAAAUUGAUAAAAUAAAUUUACAGUU
Molecule: messenger RNA, 3161 nt
Organism: Bradysia coprophila
Lineage: Eukaryota; Metazoa; Arthropoda; Insecta; Diptera; Sciaridae
Biological process (GO): lipid transport
Molecular function (GO): lipid carrier activity
Source: RefSeq, a predicted model, not a curated record